Messenger RNA from Medicago truncatula (barrel medic), 3661 nucleotides. Its product is annotated as exosome complex component RRP41 homolog. Gene Ontology annotation, molecular function: RNA binding. NCBI's taxonomy places the organism in Eukaryota, Viridiplantae, Streptophyta, Magnoliopsida, Fabales, Fabaceae. The coding region runs from base 324 to 767 and encodes 147 amino acids. The record is from RefSeq and is a predicted model, not a curated record. Gene Ontology annotation, cellular component: nucleolus; cytoplasmic exosome (RNase complex); nuclear exosome (RNase complex). The transcript is spliced from 8 exons. Gene Ontology annotation, biological process: nuclear mRNA surveillance; rRNA catabolic process; U4 snRNA 3'-end processing.
AUUGUUGAUGUUAUAUUAACUUCUCCAUUCCGCACGGGUAAAAGUUCUAGUGUACUCAUAAACUCGUCUGAGCCGGGGUUUGACACAAUUCUGAUAGACCAAUCAACUUUCUUUUGAAGAGGCCCAUUAGCAUUCAUUCUUCCCUAAAGACAAAAAGAGUUCAAAUUCCAGGAUUGCGCGCUUAAGCGCCGCGGUUGAAGCAAAGGACAAAGUAUCGCAAAACAACAUUGCCUUCACAAUUUUUUUUGAAUUUGAACACCAAAAAAUGGAAUACGUGAGCCCAGAAGGACUUCGCUUGGAUGGUCGCAGACCCAUGGAAGUAGAUGCGUCAAAUUCGAGCUGAAAUUGGUGCUGUAUCCAAAGCUAAUGGCGAUCGCAUGAGGAAACCGAAGGGCGACAGGAGAUCCACUGAAAUUUCUCUAGUUAUCAGACAAACCAUGGAAGAACGCAUCUUGACACAUUUAAUGCCCCGUUCCCAGAUAGAUAUUUAUGUCCAAGUUCUCCAAGCAGAUGGAGGAACUAGAUCUGCUUGUAUAAAUGCAGCAACGUUGGCCCUAGCCGAUGCUGGGAUCCCUGUGCGUGAUCUUGUAACUUCCUGUAGUGCCGGAUACCUCAAUAGCACCGCUCUACUUGAUUUGAACUAUGUAGAAGACAGUGCUGGGGUUCCUGAUGUAACUGUAGGAAUUUUUCCGAAGUUGGAUAAAGUGACGCUUCUUCAGAUUUUACUGGAGAACACAAAGCAACUCGAGUAUCGACAGGGCACAUAACUUUAUAGAAGUUCAUUCUUUCAUCAGUUAUGCGUUUGUUUUUUGUUUUACAUUUUUAGAUUAGCAUUCUAUAGUAUUUACGGGGAAUUUUUUCAGCAGACGGUACUGACUGAAGCAGAAAAAGUAGAGGCAAAUGUGCUUAAUUAACACCAGUGUUUUGCAGUUGCCCAAUUUUUUUCCUUCUAUUUAUCAGGUUGCAAGUCUUUGGAGUUCAAUUUGUUUUUAUAUCAUAAAAUUUCACUAGGGCGUUUCAUUUCUCUGAUGACGAACAUGGUAAAAGUAGUUUUUGCGUUAUCGUGGUGUGUUGGAAAGACUCAAAUGACUCCUUCUCACAGGAGCUAAUGCUUUCAAAAGUGUGUUUAACGAUACAGAUCUCUAACACUUUUCUAACUAGCUCUCUCAUAUUAGUUGAAGUUCGAGUAGGUCGUACUAAAUUCCAUGUAAUUUUGUGGAAAACAAUAGAAGUGUGUGUGUUCUAAUUUCUUAUUUUAAUUGCAAUACAACAUCCAUCAUUUUCCAUAAUACUGCCCCCAUAAGUAAAGUGCAACUUUAAUCUAUCUUAAAAGGCAAAUUCAUAGAAGACAUGUAUGUUGUAUAUUUCACUUUUCAAACUUCAAAAGUAAAUUCAUUUGUAUUCAUUCUUCAGGGAUAAGAAUUUGAUUCUCCAAAUCAGACCUCAUCUCGAAUAACAUUUUUACUUUGUUGGUUAAAAUGCUGCUUGACUUUCAGUACUCUCAACUUUCUGUCCCAUUGUUGUUCGAACACGGAUAUGUGUUAACGACAAAUUUGUAUAGAAAAAUGUUCGAUAAAAAAUUGAUUGUUAAUUGAGGGGAUAUAUAGUUUUACUAAGAAGAAAAUGAAUAACAGCAGGGUGGGGAGUUAGUAAGUAAGCGUUUUAAUAGGUUGUUUGAUUGGAACUUGUUCUUGGUGUCUAAAGCUCUGUCCAUAUAGCCGGAGUCCAAGCCGAGUAAUUUGCACCGUCCAAUUGUGCUUUAUAAGUCACAAAGUUUGGAUAUUCACUCGGAUGAACAUAGUAUUACGAUAAACUUUUUUGCGAAGGAUCAUUGAUAUUAUGUGCCAUGAAAGCUUCAAAUGAAAAUCAAGAAAUUGAAGAAAUCGAAGAAAAUUCGAGAAAAAGCAAGAAAUUGUAGAGAAAACUCAAGAAAUUGCAAGAAAACGAAAGUGCAGCAGAGAGAAUUAAGAGUAGUAGAAACCUCAUAGAUUCAGUGAUUUGAAAUGUGAUGUAAACUAAGCAGCUCGAGUAACUAGUUACGGGUUGUAACUAACUUCUAACCAACUAAACUCAGUUCAAACAACAUUUUAUCAAGUUGUUAAGCUUGCUAAGUGACUUCCUCAAAAAUAAAAAUAAAAUAAAGCUUUUUAAGUGACAUGUUGCAGCUGGUGGAGAUUGCGGUGAGUGAGGCCGCUUAGGUUGGUCUGGUGGUGUUGGCUUGAGAUUUUUUGAGUGUUCCUCCUUAAAGUUCAAACUCGAUUCUCCCUUGUGUUAAUUUAUGUGGAUUAAUUUAGCUUCUUAAAACAAAAUUUUAAAAAAAGAUAUUUUUUCUUUCUAAAAACCACCUAGUUGUAAGUGUAACUACUUGUUGGUGUGUGAGGUGUUUUAAAGAGUACUUUUUCCUUAUCUCAAAAGAUGGGAGUGGGGUAAUGGAGACGUUGAUAGUCAAAACUGUCUUGUCCAUAUAAAUAUUACAUUUUUACCUUUUUUAAAUUUGAAACCCUUAAACAAACUUUUAAAUUACAUUUAUAUUUUUAUUUUGAUUUUUAAGGUGAGGCUUAAGCAAAAUUGUUUCCUCUAUUUUUGAUUAUUAUUUUAAAUGAGAUUGUUGAAUCGACGUAAUUUUGAUAUACUGUUUUUAAUAAAAAAAAAAAAAAAAGUACAAAAAUGAAUCUAAGUUCAUGCGAGAUUGGAUGGGGAUACUCGAACCCCAUUAUAUCUAAGGUUAUAUUUUUCAUCUUUCUUGAAAUUGGAGACAGGGAUAACCAACUCCAUCAAAGUUGGGAAUGGGGUAGGCAAAACUUAUACCCGCCCCGUUGCCAUGUCUAUAUGGACUAUUUCCGGAAUUGAGAGGAAUGCCGUGGAAGUUUAUUUAUUUAUUUUUGCAUGGCCUAAGCCCCAAGAAACAGAAAAGCACAUCAAAACGGUUGGGAAACAAUCCAAACAUAAUCCAUUUUUACAACCGAGAAGAAGAAAUAAGUAAUGCAAGUACAGGUGCUUUUGGAGGUUGGAAAAGCUUUUCUAGAAAUUCACUUUUAACACAUCUAUGAAAUUACCAAUCUCAACAGGGAAAAAUGUUUUUUCUCAUGCCCAGAUGAAUGAAGAUGGAUAAACCUCGACUAAACAAUAUCAUUUUUACGUCUGGAUGAGUAAAUUGAGACGAUAGUAAUUUUUAAGAAUCAUGAAAUGAGAAAUUAAGCUCGCAAAAACUUAUAAUUCAUCACUGUUUUUUUUAGGUUGUUGUAGCCCUUUUUAAUUGCAUCAAAGUAGGCUUCUUUCAUUUCAGCGCUGGCACUACUUAUUUGAGUUAAAUAGUAGUUGCCACUUCUAAGUUCUAACCACUUAACCUUUAUCCUUCAAUGAGAAACCACAUGCACAACUUGGUUUUGUAUUUACUUCAUAUAAUAACUCAACUGUGCACACGAUUCCAAUAAAAUAACCAUAAAUAUGUAGUUAACUCUAACUAAAUCACAGUGCUGACAUUUUUAGUACUAGUACAUUGAUGCCAUUUAUAUCCUUUUGUAUGAUACAUCAUACUGUUGGCAUGAUAACUGCUUCAUCUCUGUCACAUUAACUUACAGCUUAAGUAGGUAUAACAGAUGCAAUAAUUUUUCGAGUUAUUUUUCGGAAGUUCACAAUGAUCUGUUAUUUAAUCUAAUCU